This is a messenger RNA of Aspergillus uvarum CBS 121591, 840 nucleotides long. It is a transcript of the gene atfB, whose product is annotated as bZIP transcription factor atfB. Lineage: Eukaryota; Fungi; Ascomycota; Eurotiomycetes; Eurotiales; Aspergillaceae. The transcript has a single exon. The record is from RefSeq and is a predicted model, not a curated record. Gene Ontology annotation, biological process: regulation of transcription by RNA polymerase II. Gene Ontology annotation, molecular function: DNA-binding transcription factor activity, RNA polymerase II-specific; RNA polymerase II cis-regulatory region sequence-specific DNA binding. Bases 1 to 840 code for a protein of 279 amino acids.
AUGAAUCCCAACUUCAGCCGGUACUCACGGAACUCGCACGUGCGAAACGGACAACCCACCCCACCUCCCUACGAUGAAAACAGGCGAAACAAGCGAAAGCUCUCGGAGAUUGACGUCGAAUAUUCAAUGCAACAAUACCAGCCACAACUUCAGCAGCAGCAGCAGCCACAACAGCAGGCACAACGGCUGUCUCAGCAACUUCCCAGCCCUCCCCACGAUGAGGAACAGGCCAAACGGGAUCGCUUCCUAGAGCGGAACCGCAUUGCCGCCAGCAAAUGUCGGCAGAAGAAGAAGAAGCUCAACGAGCAGCUGGAGCGCCAGUUUCUCGAAUUGCAAGCCAAGAACACCGAGCUCAGCACAGAGGUCGAGGACCUUCGUGCCGAGGUGAUUGCUAUGAAGAACGAGUUGCUGAGGCAUAGCGAGUGUGGAGACCCGGCCAUCGCCCUCCAUCUCAGUCAAAUGGUCCAGAACAUCACCGCCAGGGACCAUGCGGCUGCAGACCGUCGGUCCGCCGAGAUUUCCGAACUGCUGAUGAUGGGCGAUCAUGCUGCCGCGACUACUGGGACCAGGGUAUCUGUUUCUUCCCUGACCAACUCCCCUCCUGGUCUCUCCACCUCCAGGUCGGUUAGUUCGUCGGGUUCCUCCGGUCUCUCUCCUGAUGCCGCCGCUGCCGCCGCUGCCUUCGGCUUUGAUAGCCCUCCUCUGAAUAUCAUGCCAUUCGCCAACGGCUCCGUUGGCAACAGCAACGACACGAACAGCAGCAUCAAGACGGCCAUGGAUGCCUCAUUGGACACGAUGCCUGGAUACGAGUUCCUCGAGGAUCUUGCUUUAAUGGACUGA